GUUGAUGCUGCUCACACCAUCCAAAUUCAAUCCCCGAUCACGCCAAAAAACUCAGAAGCAAUACCAGAACACUCGGAAACAAAAGAGCUGCCUCCCUCGUCGUCCAGCGAACCACUUUCCCCAGUCGACCCCUCCGAGCUCCAUCCACCCCCAGAAUUCGGUUCAUUUUCCUACUUUUCCCGUUGGUUCUGGUGGCUCCUCGUUGCCUACUUGUUUUUCGCCCAGGCGACCGCGAUCGCCGAGUGGUUUGUCCCCGCGAUCGAGGUGGUGUGUGAGAAGUACGGGAUUCCGGAGGAUGUGUCGGGGGCGACGUUGAUGGCUUUGGACGUAGUUGCGGCGACUCUGUUCACAAAUUUGAUGGCACUCUUCGUGACGCAGUCGGAUUUUGGGGUGCAAACGAUUAUCGGCUCGAACAUCUUCAACCUCCUGUUGAUCCUCGGAAUCAGCAUCCUCGCUUCGCCGAUACAACCGCUAGUUGUCGACAAGUGGCCGUUUUUCCGGGACUGUUUCUUCUACCUGCUGUCGGUCGGCCUGCUCUACUGGGUCUUGCGCGACGGGGUGGUUACGCUACGCGAGGCCUUGGUUCUGCUAACCUUCACGGGAUUUUUCUUUUGCGCCGUCGGAUACACGGACCGGGUUCUGGUUUAUUUCGGGGUGCGAGAAAUAAAUGGCGGUUUUUCUGCUUUAAGCUCGAGGGAAGAAGAGGAGGUCAAAGACGCAGCCAGCGAGGAUCUCGAAUGGUCUUCUGACUGUCCCUUUGUCCCAAUGGAUGAGCAAGCGACCAUCAGCGUCUCGCAGACGUCGCGAAUGGAAUGCAGAACCACUGCCACAAGUCACAAGCUGGAGAUACACGAUAGUCAUUUUGUCGCCGAAGGACUGUGGGAAAGGAAUUUUGCGACAUCCUCGGGCGGGGGCGGACUAUGUAACAAGCAAUCUCGUUCCAGCAAUGUGAUCGGGACAAGUGGUUUGUCUUGCGCAGUGGAGAUGACAAGCGCGAAAGGCAAUUCACUUUGCAGUGCGUCGGGCAGGGGGCAGAAAGGAGCAGCUCCCGCCUCUACGCUUCAUGCGUUGUCCCCCAUGGGGCUAGCGUCCCCUUUGCUAACCAGUGGCGAAGAUGACAUGUCGGAUGGGUCAACCACAGCGCAUGAUAGUUGCAACGACGAAGCCGUUAUUGGGGUGACAUCGGAGUCUAAAGCAUUCUCAUCGACAACAACACCCAGGAGCGCAAAACAGCAGCAACAGCAGAGUAAAAAACUUUACUUCCGCGAUAUCCUGGGCACGACGCAGCUCGAAGGCCCGACGCAGAUCAGCUUUCGGGACAAAAGUGACGAUACUAUCCGCUAUUUCAUCACGUUCUCCUCUGAAGCCGUAUUAGGCCAGGUGUUGGAUCUGAUGGACAAACAGGCCCGAGACAAGAAAUCUCAGCAACGCAUGUCCUCCCCGAAAUUUUCGGUGACUGGCAAUAUAUCGCAAAUCUGCAGCCCCGGAGUGCGGAAUUGUCAGAAGGCGUAUUUGGUGGCAGCCCUCCCCAUCAACUUCCUUUUCGAAUCCACCAUGCGGUGGUGUGACCCGAAGAACCCGAAGACUGAGUCCCUUUGGCUGGUCGCGUUUACCAUCUCCAUGUGCUGGCUCGCGGUUUUUUCUUACAUCCUGGUCACGGUGGCGGACAUCAUCAACAUCCAAUUCCACAUCACGCAGGCCAUUCUCGGGGUGACACUAUGCGCCGCCGGGACGUCGUUUCCGAACCUCUGGGCGAGUUACAUCACGGCGAAGGAGGGAAAAACUUCUAUGGCAGUGGCGAAUGCGCUGGGCUCGAAUGUGCAGAAUGUGUUCAUCGCACUGGCGUUGCCCUGGGUCGGGAAGACGUUGGUUUCAGAGAACCAUGAAAUUCCCAUGGUCACUCCGGGGAUUAUGGACGGAGUCGCGUGGAUGGGAGGCACUUGGCUGCUACUGGUGCUGCUCGCAGUUGGAAACGACUAUGCCCUGCAGCCGUGGAUGGGAUAUUUGUUUCUCAAGCUCUACCUCGUGUAUUUGGUGGAUGCGUGCUUCAUUCAUACGAGUUGAGUCUGUGAAAGCCCUACCACGGAAAUCAAGCGACGAUAUGAAUGGGAGCAAGACGAAAGCGGUAAGGAUGUCCACAUCAGUCACAGACCGCGUUUUGAAGUUCCGCAAGUAAGAAGUAGACCAUGAAGCGACAAGUAAGUACACGUAAGUAGUGAUCAUUAUUUCAGCUGCUGACGAGAGUGAGACGCCGCCACGCGCCGGCGAUGAUUGGAAAAUGUGUUCCUGAAGUACAACGGGGAGAAUAUUUUUGGUAAAACAAGGAAUCAAGUUGAGGUCAUGGAAUCAAGUUAACUGGAAUCAAGUUAAACCCGGAAUCAAGUUACAUGGAAUCAAGUUAAACCUGGAAUCAAGUUAUAUAGAAUCAAGUCACUACCUGGAAUCAAGUUGAAUGGAAUCAAGUAAACCACCACAACUUCACUUCCAUCAACCCUUCGCCUCGCAAUGCCUCCUUGGAAGAAUCUAUCUGUUGCUCUUUUUGUGUUUUGUGAUUGCCAUACCCUCGUGCCUAAA
Molecule: messenger RNA, 2574 nt
Organism: Amoebophrya sp. A120
Lineage: Eukaryota; Dinophyceae; Syndiniales; Amoebophryaceae
Source: the annotation of a GenBank genome assembly